Messenger RNA from Penicillium verhagenii, 1089 nucleotides. Its product is annotated as alpha/beta hydrolase. The coding region runs from base 1 to 1089 and encodes 362 amino acids. Gene Ontology annotation, molecular function: hydrolase activity. Lineage: Eukaryota; Fungi; Ascomycota; Eurotiomycetes; Eurotiales; Aspergillaceae. The record is from RefSeq and is a predicted model, not a curated record. The transcript is spliced from 3 exons.
AUGGCUGAUUUCACUGAAUAUGGUGUGCCCAGUGCCGAAUGGCUAGCACUGGAGCCGUCUUUACCUCAAAUGCCUGAUCUCCCGCUGGAGGAGUUGAUAGCAUUUAUUAACAAGGGUCGCGAAGAUAUUGCAGCUCAGGCUAUGAUUGAUCAAGGCUUCAGCUCCAAAGUCCAGAUCCACGAUCACACGGUACCCACUCGCGACGGCGCAAGUCUAGAAGCACGAACCUACCGUCCCACCGGUAUUCCGCUUUCACAACGACUUCCACUCUAUAUCCAUAUCCACGGAGGCGGUUACAUGUUCGGAACCCUGGCCUCGGAAGACGCCAUCUGCUCGCGAAUUGUGACUUCGCAAGAAGAGAAAGGUACACCUGUUGCCGUUCUCAAUAUCAACUACCGCCAUACCCCGGAAUACAAGUACCCCACGGCUUGGGACGACAUUGAAGACGCUUUUGUCUGGGCUCAUGAACAUAUUGCUGAGCUAGGCGCUCUCGCUGACCAGGUUGUUGUGGGUGGAAUCUCAGCUGGCGGACAAUUGACUGCGUCUCUAGCUCUUGCGCAGCUUCGAGGUGACGACAAACGUUUGGCGGCCUGCCCCAAGAUCAGAGGCCAAGUGCUGAUGAUCCCGUGUCUUGUGAAUACGACUUAUUAUGGGGCCCGAAAGGAAUUGCUUAGCAGUCCCGAGGUCUCGAGUCUUGUGCAAUGCGUUGAUGCACCUAUGUUGCCAAUGAGUCGCCUUGUAUUGUUCAUGCAGAUGUUGGGUUUGCCCCUUUCAGACGAUGCAAGUCGUGAUCUCCGGAUGAAUCCUGGAAAUGCCACUGCGGAGGAGGUCAAGGAUCUUCCCCCUACGACCUUUGGAAUUGCUGGCCGAGAUCCCCUGCGAGAUGAGGGGCUCUUUUAUUCUAAGCUGCUCAAUGAUAAUGGAGUUCCUACUGAUAUCACUGUUUUCCGUGGGGUUCCCCAUGGCUACCGGCGACAUGGAAUUGGAUUGGAAAGGGCGAGCAAGAAGUGGGACGAAGUCAUGAGUGGCGGGAUUUCUUGGGCCUUGAGCAAUCCUGCGGUGGGGCCUUGGGAAAUCAAGACUGAUUAA